This is a messenger RNA of Wasmannia auropunctata (little fire ant), 1123 nucleotides long. Its product is annotated as GPN-loop GTPase 3. The transcript has 3 exons. NCBI's taxonomy places the organism in Eukaryota, Metazoa, Arthropoda, Insecta, Hymenoptera, Formicidae. Bases 183 to 1016 code for a protein of 277 amino acids. Gene Ontology annotation, molecular function: GTPase activity. The record is from RefSeq and is a predicted model, not a curated record.
UUCGUUUCUUUCACGAAUAACAUUCUGUGUGAAUUCUGUCCGAUUGUGAGACUAGCUUUCAAUAACUGUAGCGUUAUUUUUCUUUAGAAAUAAUACAGAAUAUGAAGAAUUAGAAAUAGUAGAGAUAUAAGGAGUGUUAUUUACUAAUUGUACAUUUAAAAAUACAUACUUUUUCUAUCAAAAUGAGAUAUGCCCAGCUAGUAAUGGGUCCAGCCGGCAGCGGCAAGUCCACUUAUUGUUCAAUUAUGCAACGACAUGCUGCAGACUCGAAGAGGACAGUAGAUGUUGUGAAUUUAGAUCCUGCGGCAGAGUAUUUUGAUUAUCAGCCUUUAGCAGAUAUAAAAGAUUUAAUUCAAUUAGAUGAUGCCAUGGAAGAUGAUGAGUUCAAUUUCGGACCCAAUGGUGGACUUGUAUUCUGCAUGGAGUACUUAGUCGAAAAUGCAAGUUGGCUGGAAGAGAAAUUAGGCGACACAGAUGAUGACUAUAUAAUAUUCGACUGUCCCGGACAAAUUGAGUUGUAUACUCAUAUGACUGUGAUACGGCAGUUGAUAGAUACCCUGCAAAAACUGAAUUUCCGUGUAUGUGGAAUAUUUCUGAUAGAUGUACAAUUCAUGAUAGACGCGUCUAAGUUUCUGUCAGGCACCUUGGCCGCCCUUAGUGUAAUGAUAAACUUAGAAAUUCCGCAUAUCAGUAUUCUUAGCAAAAUGGACUUGUUGUCGAAGAGCGCGCGGAAAAAAUUGGACGACUAUCUCGAUCCCGAUCCGUACAGUUUAUUAGCGGAUGUAGAAGAAGAUUCGUGGAACGAGAGGUAUCGCAGUCUUACAGAAAGUCUGGGCAGAAUUAUAGCGGAUUACAGCUUAGUGCAUUUCUUGCCGUUGAACAUUAAGAAUGAGGAAAGUAUCGCGGACAUAAAGUUAACAAUCGAUAAUACCAUACAAUAUGGCGAAGAUGUGGAUGUCAAAAUGAGAGAUUUUGAUGAACCGUGUGAGGAUGACGAACCGAAUGAUGAACCUUAAUCAUUUUGUAAACGUAGGAAGCUGUUUUGCAUUCUGAUCGUGUACAUACGUAUAUUUUUAAGCGAUAAAAGAAAAGAAAAGAGAGAUAGUUUUGGAAACACAAGGAA